AUGAGCCGCGACGCCUACAGAGGGCCCAAAUUGCCCCAGAGUCUUUUGGACCGAGUCGGAAACAGCAAUGACUCGAGGUUCCAGCAGCAUGGCGGCGCGCGCAAGGCUCGGCGGAAGGCUGAGAGGCUGCAGAAGAAGACCGCUCGAAGUCAGCCAGCAGCAAGGCGGCCGGUGGUGAAGAAGAGGCAGGACGUUGAGUCGGACGAUGAAGACGGGGUAGGAGAAUACGAAGAGCAAGAUGCUGCACCAACGCCUCCAGCCCGAAGGAAGGGCCGGGAUAGCGAUGUCAAACCGCUGAAGUCCAUCUUGAAGAAGAGACAGCCGGAGCCUGUGCCUGAGUCUGAGAGUAGCGCCGAGGAAUAUGGAGACGAAGAUGAAGCACCAGCAGCUCCUGUCGUGUCCCGAGCUGUCAAGUCUCGGUUGGAGGAGGACGAUGCUGAGAUUGCUGCUUUGGAGAAGAAACUCGGCAUGAGAGGCAAGAAGUCAAAAGCAAAGGACGACGAUGGGCUGGACUGGCUGGUUGAGGGAUCUGAGAGUGAGGAUGAGGGUAGCGGUUUGAAGCGUAAAAGACCGGAGGACAAGAAGUGGUUGCGUGAUAAGCGGAUGAAGGCUUCUGGUGGCGACGACCAACGUGAUCUGGCUGAUGAAGAGGAGUCCGACGACGAGCUUGCCGAGCUGGAUGGCCAUGGUACGGACGAGGACAAACUCGAGAACCCCUUCUCCGAAGACGAGGUUGGCAGUGAGGACUUUGGCGGCUUCGAGUCAGAAGAGGAUGAAGUGGCACCGCCGCCGAAGAAGAAGCAGAAGGAGAACCCAUACGUCGCACCGGUCACACAGGACGCUGCACCAGUCGCCAAAUACAUACCACCGUCGUUACGGAAGCCGGCUGCAUCAGACGAGGAAACGCUACGCCAGCUUCGAAGACAGCUUCAAGGUCUGCUCAACCGGCUGUCGGAAGCCAAUAUGCUAUCAAUCUUGCAAUCGCUGGAAGACCUCUACACGAGGAACGCACGACAGCAUGUCACUUCGACUCUCGUGGAUUUGCUUGUUGGCCUCGUCUCCGACUCGGCAGUGCUAAAUGACACCUUCCUCAUCCUGCAUGCUGGCUUCGCUGAAGCGGUAUACAAGGUGAUUGGCACAGACUUUGGCGCGCAGAUGCUGGAAAAGAUUGUCGAGAACAUCGACCACUUCCGCAGCAGACAGGCUUAUGAGGGCAAGCAAGCCCUGAAUCUGCUUGCCUUUCUCUCCUUCCUCUACAAUCUCCAGCUUGUAGGAGGUGCAAUCCUCUUCGACUACAUCCGCCUUCUCCUCGACGAGCUAUCCGAGAACAACACCGAGCUCCUCCUCCGCAUCAUCCGCACCUCCGGCCGCCAACUCCGAGGCGACGACCCUUCCGCACUGAAAGACAUCGUCCUCCUCCUCCAACGCUCCAUCGGCCAACUCGGCGAAGCCAACCUCUCCGUCCGCACCAAAUUCAUGAUCGAAACCAUCCACAACCUCAAGAACAACCGCCUGAAAACCGGCAUCGCCUCUUCCGCUCUCACCGCCGAACACCUCACCACCAUGAAACGCACCCUCAGCACCCUCUCCUCAUCCCGCCAGCUCAAAACCACCGAACCCCUCCGCAUCUCCCUCGCCGAUAUCCGCGAUAGCGAGAAGAAAGGCAAAUGGUGGCUCAUCGGCGCCUCCUACGCCGAUCCUGCCAAACACACUUCCACCCUCUCCUCAAAACCCACGGGCGGCCCGGACCCCGACGCAGGCUACGACUCCGAAACCCCCGGGACCGUCAACCUCGCCCGCCUCGCGCGCGCCCAAGGCAUGAACACCGACGUGCGCCGCGCCAUCUUCAUCGCCCUGCUCUCUUCUUCAAACUACGCGGAAGCGCAUAUGAAGAUCUUGAAACUGCAUCUGAAGAAUAAACAACAGCUCGAGAUCCCCCGCGUCCUCGUCCACUGCGCUGGGGCGGAGGAGGGGUGGAACCCUUUCUACGCGCUUGUGGCGCGCAAAUUUUGUGUGGGACGGGGGGUGCGGAAGGCUUUUACUUUUACUUUCUGGGACGUACUGAGGAGGUUAGAGGGGGCUGGAGAGGAGGAGGAGGAGGCAGAGGCGUGGGGGGUAAGGAGAACGGUGAACGUGGGCAAGUUUUUCGGGUGGUUGGUUAGUGGUGGGGGCAUGAGUUUGGCUGUGCUGCGGAAGUUGGGGCCGGAUUUCGCGUGGGGUGAGGGGGGGACGGGGAUGUUGGUGGAAGUCCUUCUCACGACUGUGUUAUUGCAGGUGCGGAGGCAGGCGUCGAAAGGCCGUCGGGGAGAUUUUCCCGCGGCGUCCGCGUCUGCUGCUGAUGGCGAGCAUGUCACUCCCAGCAGUGCUGGUGAGGGGACGCAGUCGUUCGAGCAGUCUGUUAAGUCCCUCUUCGCUUCGAUGGCUGGGGCGCAGGAGAUUAUUCCGGGUUUGAGGUAUCUACUAGAGAAUAGAGUGGCGAAGGCGGAGCUGGCGAGGACGAAGAAGGAGAAGAGGGAUGUGGAGACGGGGUGUGGGAUUGCGGUUGAGGCGCUGGAGGAGGCGGGACGUGCUGGGCCGGUGCUGGGACAAGGGGAAGAUGAGGAUGAUAGUGAGUAG
Messenger RNA from Saxophila tyrrhenica, 2616 nucleotides. It is a transcript of the gene SGD1, whose product is annotated as suppressor of glycerol defect. The record is from RefSeq and is a predicted model, not a curated record. Gene Ontology annotation, biological process: ribosomal small subunit biogenesis. Gene Ontology annotation, cellular component: nucleolus. Lineage: Eukaryota; Fungi; Ascomycota; Dothideomycetes; Mycosphaerellales; Extremaceae. The transcript has a single exon. Gene Ontology annotation, molecular function: protein binding; RNA binding. Bases 1 to 2616 code for a protein of 871 amino acids.